This is a messenger RNA of Protobothrops mucrosquamatus (brown spotted pit viper), 4603 nucleotides long. It is a transcript of the gene POLR2A, whose product is annotated as RNA polymerase II subunit A. Gene Ontology annotation, cellular component: RNA polymerase II, core complex. Gene Ontology annotation, molecular function: DNA binding. NCBI's taxonomy places the organism in Eukaryota, Metazoa, Chordata, Lepidosauria, Squamata, Viperidae. The transcript is spliced from 27 exons. The record is from RefSeq and is a predicted model, not a curated record. The annotation marks the transcript as partial. Gene Ontology annotation, biological process: DNA-templated transcription.
AUGCACGGGGGCGCGCCCUCCGGGGACAGCGCGUGCCCGCUGCGCACCAUCAAGCGCGUGCAGUUCGGCAUCCUCAGCCCGGAUGAGAUGAAACGGAUGUCGGUGACCGAAGCGGGCAUCAAGUACCCGGAGACCACCGAAGGCGGUCGCCCCAAACUGGGGGGGCUGAUGGACCCUCGCCAAGGGGUCAUCGAGAGGACCGGGCGGUGCCAGACCUGCGCAGGCAACAUGACGGAGUGUCCCGGCCAUUUUGGCCACAUCGAGCUGGCCAAGCCCGUCUUCCACGUCGGGUUUUUGGGAAAAACUAUGAAAGUCCUUCGUUGCGUUUGCUUCUUCUGCUCCAAGCUGCUGGUCGACUCGAACAAUCCGAAGAUCAAGGAUAUCUUGACCAAAUCCAAGGGGCAGCCGAAGAAGCGCCUGACGCACGUCUACGACCUCUGCAAAGGCAAGAACAUCUGCGAGGGGGGAGAAGAGAUGGACAACAAAUUUGGGGUGGAGCAGCCCGAAGGCGACGAGGACCUCACCAAAGAAAAGGGCCACGGGGGCUGCGGACGCUACCAGCCCCGGAUCCGCCGCUCAGGCCUGGAGCUGUACGCCGAGUGGAAGCACGUGAACGAGGAUUCGCAGGAGAAGAAGAUCCUGCUGAGCCCGGAGCGGGUCCACGAGAUCUUCAAGCGCAUCUCGGACGAGGAAUGCUUCAUCCUGGGCAUGGACCCCAAGUACGCCCGGCCGGAGUGGAUGAUCUGCACCGUGCUGCCCGUCCCUCCGCUCUCCGUCCGACCGGCUGUCGUCAUGCAGGGCUCGGCCAGGAAUCAGGAUGACUUGACUCAUAAGCUGGCCGACAUUGUGAAAAUCAACAACCAGUUGCGGCGGAACGAGCAGAACGGGGCGGCCGCUCACGUCAUCGCGGAAGACGUCAAGCUCCUCCAGUUCCACGUGGCCACCAUGGUGGACAAUGAACUGCCCGGGCUGCCCAGGGCGAUGCAAAAGUCCGGCCGGCCUCUGAAGUCCUUGAAGCAGCGUCUGAAGGGCAAGGAAGGCCGGGUCCGAGGGAACCUGAUGGGCAAACGGGUGGACUUCUCCGCCCGGACGGUCAUCACGCCGGACCCCAACCUCUCCAUCGACCAGGUGGGCGUGCCGCGCUCCAUCGCCGCCAACAUGACCUUUGCGGAGAUCGUGGCGCCAUUCAACAUCGACAGACUGCAGGAGCUGGUGAGCCGAGGGAACAGUCAGUAUCCCGGUGCCAAGUACAUCAUCCGGCACAACGGGGACCGGAUUGAUCUCCGCUUCCACCCAAAGUCCAGCGACCUCCACUUGCAGAUCGGGUACAAGGUGGAGCGGCACAUGUGCGACGGGGACAUCGUCAUUUUCAACCGGCAGCCCACGUUGCACAAAAUGUCCAUGAUGGGGCACCGAGUGCGUAUCCUGCCCUGGUCGACCUUCCGACUCAAUCUCAGCGUCACCACCCCGUACAACGCCGACUUUGACGGCGACGAGAUGAACCUCCACCUCCCGCAGUCGCUGGAGACCCGGGCGGAGAUCCAGGAGCUGGCCAUGGUCCCCCGGAUGAUCGUCACCCCCCAGUCCAACCGGCCCGUCAUGGGCAUCGUGCAGGACACGCUGACGGCGGUCCGCAAGUUCACCAAGAGGGACGUCUUCCUGGAGAGGGGGGAAGUGAUGAAUUUGCUGAUGUUCCUGUCCACCUGGGACGGCAAAGUGCCCCAACCGGCCAUCCUGAAGCCUCGCCCGCUCUGGACCGGCAAGCAGAUCUUCUCCUUGAUCAUCCCGGGACAUAUCAACUGUGUCCGGACUCACAGCACCCAUCCGGACGACGAAGACAGCGGCCCGUACAAGCACAUCUCUCCCGGAGACACCAAGGUCAUCGUGGAGAACGGCGAGCUGAUCAUGGGCAUCUUGUGCAAGAAAUCCUUGGGCACCUCGGCCGGCUCCCUGGUCCACAUCUCCUACCUGGAGAUGGGCCACGACGUCACCCGCCUCUUCUACAGCAACAUCCAGACGGUCAUCAACAACUGGCUGCUGAUCGAAGGACACACCAUUGGCAUUGGUGACUCCAUCGCUGACGCCAAGACCUACCAGGACAUCCAGAACACCAUCAAGAAAGCCAAGCAGGAUGUGAUUGAGGUCAUCGAGAAGGCCCACAACAACGAGCUGGAGCCCACCCCGGGCAACACCCUCCGCCAGACCUUUGAGAACCAGGUCAACCGCAUCCUGAACGACGCCCGCGACAAGACGGGCUCCUCUGCCCAGAAGUCCCUCUCCGAGUACAACAACUUCAAGUCCAUGGUGGUCUCGGGGGCCAAAGGCUCCAAAAUCAACAUCUCCCAGGUCAUCGCCGUGGUGGGUCAGCAGAACGUGGAAGGGAAACGCAUCCCCUUCGGCUUCAAGCACCGGACGCUGCCCCACUUCAUCAAGGACGACUACGGGCCGGAGAGCAGGGGCUUCGUGGAGAACUCCUACCUGGCCGGCCUGACCCCCACCGAGUUCUUCUUCCACGCCAUGGGGGGCCGAGAAGGGCUGAUCGACACGGCCGUCAAGACGGCCGAGACGGGUUACAUCCAGCGUCGGCUGAUCAAGUCCAUGGAGUCGGUCAUGGUGAAGUACGACGCCACCGUCCGCAACUCCAUCAACCAGGUGGUGCAGCUGCGUUACGGCGAGGAUGGGCUGGCCGGAGAGAGCGUCGAGUUCCAGAAUCUGGCCACGCUCAAGCCUUCCAACAAGGCCUUUGAGAAGAAGUUCAAGUUCGAUUACGCCAACGAGCGGGCUCUGCGGCGCACCCUGCAGGAGGAGAUGGUGAAGGACAUCCUGAGCAACGCCCACAUCCAGAACGAGCUGGAGAGGGAGUUUGAGAAGAUGAAGGAGGACCGGGAGGUGCUGAGGGUCAUCUUCCCCACAGGGGACAGCAAGGUGGUCCUCCCCUGCAACCUGCUGCGCAUGAUCUGGAACGCCCAGAAAAUUUUCCACAUCAACACUCGCCUCCCCUCCGACUUGCAUCCCAUCAAGGUGGUGGAAGGCGUGAAGGAGCUGAGCAAGAAGCUGGUGAUUGUGAACGGCGACGACCCGCUGAGCAAGCAGGCCCAGGAGAACGCCACCCUGCUCUUCAACAUCCACUUGCGUUCCACGCUCUGCAGCCGUCGCAUGAUUGAGGAAUUCCGGCUGAGCGGGGAAGCCUUUGACUGGCUGCUGGGAGAAAUCGAAUCCAAGUUCAACCAGGCCAUCGCCCACCCUGGUGAGAUGGUGGGGGCCUUGGCCGCCCAGUCCCUUGGAGAACCUGCUACCCAGAUGACCCUCAACACCUUCCACUACGCUGGGGUCUCGGCCAAAAACGUGACCCUUGGGGUGCCUCGGCUGAAGGAACUGAUCAACAUUUCCAAAAAGCCCAAGACCCCUUCCCUGACGGUCUUCCUCCUGGGACAGUCCGCCCGUGACGCUGAGAGGGCCAAGGAUAUCCUUUGCCGCUUGGAGCACACCACCCUUCGCAAGGUGACGGCCAACACGGCCAUCUACUACGACCCCAACCCUCAGAACACCGUGGUGGCUGAGGACCAGGAGUGGGUGAACGUCUACUACGAGAUGCCCGACUUUGACGUCACCCGCAUCUCCCCUUGGCUGCUGAGGGUGGAGCUGGACCGCAAGCACAUGACAGACCGCAAGCUCACCAUGGAGCAGAUUGCCGAGAAGAUCAAUGCUGGCUUUGGAGAUGACCUCAACUGCAUCUUCAACGAUGACAAUGCUGAGAAGUUGGUGCUACGCAUUCGUAUCAUGAACAGCGACGAGAACAAGAUGCAAGAGGAGGAAGAGGUGGUGGAUAAGAUGGACGACGACGUUUUCCUGCGCUGCAUCGAAUCCAACAUGCUGACGGACAUGACCCUGCAAGGCAUUGAGCAGAUCAGCAAGGUGUACAUGCACCUGCCCCAGACCGACAACAAGAAGAAAAUCAUAAUCACUGAAGAUGGCGAGUUCAAAGCCCUCCAGGAAUGGAUCCUGGAAACCGACGGCGUGAGCCUCAUGCGUGUGCUGAGCGAGAAAGACGUGGACCCCGUGCGCACCACCUCCAACGAUAUCGUGGAGAUUUUCACGGUGCUGGGAAUCGAGGCGGUGAGGAAGGCCCUGGAACGGGAGCUGUACCACGUCAUCUCCUUUGACGGCUCCUACGUCAACUAUCGCCACUUGGCCCUGCUCUGCGACACCAUGACCUGUCGCGGGCACUUGAUGGCCAUCACGCGGCACGGCGUCAACCGCCAGGACACGGGGCCGCUCAUGAAGUGCUCCUUCGAAGAGACGGUCGAUGUCCUGAUGGAGGCGGCCGCCCAUGGCGAGAGCGACCCCAUGAAGGGGGUCUCGGAAAACAUCAUGCUGGGCCAGCUGGCGCCGGCCGGCACCGGUUGCUUCGACCUGCUUUUGGACGCGGAAAAAUGCAAAUUCGGCAUGGAGAUCCCCACCAACAUCACCGGGCUGGGCGUCGGGGGGCCUACCGGCAUGUUCUUCGGCUCUGCGCCCAGCCCCAUGGGCGGGGUGUCCCCUGCCACCACCCCGUGGAACCAAGGUGCCACGCCAGCCUACGGCGCCUGGUCGCCCAGCGUGG